UCAAGUUCGUCUAAUUGGCGGAUCAAAUGAGGCUGAAGGAAGAGUAGAAGUCUUGAACAGUGGAUCCUGGGGAACUAUCUGCGAUUACAGCUGGGAUCUGAGAGACGCCAGGGUAGUUUGCAGAAUGCUUGGCUUUGAUGGAGCCUUAGACGCACCGGGAGCUGCACAGUUUGGCCAAGGAUCUGGUCCUAUUUCUCUGAUCUAUGUUAGCUGUGAUGGAACUGAAGAUAACCUGGUUGACUGUGCUCAUGGAGGGGUUGGAGAUUAUAGUUUUUGCGGUCAUGGUCGCGAUGCCGGCGCCAUUUGUUAUUCAGGAGAGCCAUUCCUUGUUCGUCUUGCCAAUGGAGCCACCGAUUCAGAAGGCAGAGUGAAAGUUUUGUAUAAGGGAAGCUGGGGAACUAUUUGUGAUGAUAACUGGGAUCUAAGAGACGCAAGAGUAGUUUGUAAAAUGCUUGGAUUUAACGGAGCUUUGGCCGCACCAGAUAGUGCUACGUUUGGUACCGGAAGUGGUAAAAUCUUGUUUGAUGACGUUGGGUGCAAUGGCACAGAAGACACCCUCGCUGAGUGCUAUCAUCGAGGAUUUGGAGUCAACAACUGUGAACAUGACAGUGACGCUGGUGUCAUUUGUUUUACAGGAGCACCAUUUCUAGUUCAGCUCGUUAAUGGAUCUAACGACCUUGAAGGACGAGUGGAGGUGACGUGUGUAAAAUGCUGGGACCCAUUGAAGGUUCGUCUCAACGGUGGAGCGAAUGAUUUAGAGGGUAGAGUAGAGGUUAUGUACAAUGGAUCCUGGGGAACAGUCUGUGACAAUGGCUGGGAUCUGGACGAUGCGAGAGUUGUUUGCAGAAUGUUGGGAUUUGAUGGAGCUUUGGCAGCAACAGUUUCUGCACAGUUUGGUCAAGGCAAUGGCAAUGUCCUGCUUGGUGAUGUCCAGUGUUACGGAACAGAAAAGAACAUAGCAGAUUGUUAUCACAGAGGAAUAAGAGUCCAUAACUGUACUCAUGCCAGUGAUUCAGGUGCCAUUUGUUUCUCAGGAGGUACGAUUUAG
This is a messenger RNA of Strongylocentrotus purpuratus (purple sea urchin), 1048 nucleotides long. Its product is annotated as deleted in malignant brain tumors 1 protein-like. The record is from RefSeq and is a predicted model, not a curated record. The transcript has 4 exons. Gene Ontology annotation, biological process: peptidyl-lysine oxidation. NCBI's taxonomy places the organism in Eukaryota, Metazoa, Echinodermata, Echinoidea, Camarodonta, Strongylocentrotidae. Bases 125 to 1048 code for a protein of 307 amino acids. Gene Ontology annotation, molecular function: protein-lysine 6-oxidase activity. Gene Ontology annotation, cellular component: membrane.